AUGUUUAUUUUUGUGUUUUCAGAUUGUCAAAGUCUUUUUCUCAGGCAUGUCGACUCUGGAAAGUGUAUUACAGCAUCGGAAGAGCUCGUGUAUGAUAAUCCAACGUAUUCGUUUCCUUACUUUGUUGUAAUGACUGACAACUGCUUGAAUGUCAGUGCACAGUUUCGUUAUCUUGAUAGCGAACUGUUACACAAUAUCGAGAAGGAGGGAACGUUGAUGACUUCCACUACAAAUACAGACUAUCAGAGUCGUUGGGCCGUGUAUAAAGGCGUAUCAGCAACCGCAAUAAGAACUCAAAACAGAGCUCGAUACCGUUUAAAACAAACAGAUGCUGGAUCUUUAUUCUUUUACUACUGGAGUAGGAAAUUAUGUGCUGAUCCUUCAACAAAAUAUGUAUUGAAGAGCGCGAUAUGUGACACAGAAAAGCAAAAGUUUACUUUUGGUAAGUGAAAUGUGUACGUAAGGUAUCACUGUACAAUUCACUAUCAAAGACAAAAUAGACGGAGAAUUAACUCGCUAUUUAUAUCACCAGGUUCAUUAGGGCUGUACGUUAGUAAAACUGGUAGUAGUAAAAUAACAUAGAACAUUUUUUUUAGAUUAGCUAGGUAGGCAGAAAUUUGUGGUGAACAGCAAGGGCAUUCAUAAACCUAGGAGGGGAGGGGGGGGGGGCGGGGAUGGCGUGGGGCGCUACCAGUACCUAGGAUGUUUUUCAGGGAAAAUGUGAAAAGUCGAGGCUCAGAUGAUCUGACUUUGUAGGCGGCUUCAAUAGCCAGCAUCUAUACAAAGCGUAAUUGAGGGUCUAAGGCUACCUAUGAAGAAUUCUUCUAAUCCCCACCCUGAACCCAUUAUAUUACUUGAUAUCAAAUUUCACUCUGGUAUAAACAGAAAUUAAAUAUUAUACAUGUUUUUCUUAGCUGCAUGCAUCAAUUGGGAAGAGAAGAUUUAUACCCUAGUCUAUUUUAGGUUCAGUGACAGCCUACAACGCUAAAAUGGAAUACGUUCAUUGUUCUCCAAAACAAAAGAUGGUGGUGAAGAGUGCUGAUUAUGGAGACUUUAAUAAGGGUGGUGCCUUUAAUGACGAUGAAAAUUUUGAUACAACCUGCAGCAAGUUAACCAGUUGUCAGGUGAAAUCUCUUUGUGAUGGAAAUAGGUCUUGUGAACUGACCAUGGACAAUAAUUUACUCCAACCACCGUAUUGUUCUGAUACUUUGAAAGAAAUUUAUACCAAGUACACUUGUGUGGAUACCUCCAGCUCUUCCACUAUAACUACAGGUAAUAAUGAUAUAAUUACGACCAUAUUAUCAAGACCGUAUCAAAGGCACUCCUAGACUAUAUAUAAACUAAACAUGCCAAAUAAACUUGACUACACAUGUUUAUUGCUCUUUUGCGCCAAUGAAUGGCAUCGCUUUUCACGUGUGUCUGUGUUAGCAUGGCAUUUUCAGGCGCGCGAAGGAAAAGAACAUAAAUUUUACAAAUUAAACUUAAAUAACAACCAAUUCGAAUUUGUUAUGUUGCCUCAGUGACAAUCGUAUUUACCAAUAUAAGCCAUGCACCCCACAACAGUAACAAAUAUACAGUAUGCAUGCAACACAUUCAUAAAUUAUUGUAUUACACAAGAAUUAUGUACUGUAUUUACUCGACUGUACAAAAAAAGUAUAGUCAAAUUAUUUUGCACAAUUUUUUACUCACUCGCGAUCGGGGAACCCAAUCAAGUUCCCCUUGGUAUACCCAUUUUAUUAGCAAUCCCAGAUCAGGUCAAUAAACAUUUGAUAUUUGAAUUAUUUUGAUAUUUUAAUUUAUAAUUUGCAUUUUGUACGAUUGUCGUAAAGGAAUUCAAGAUAGUUAAUUAGAAAUCUGCUAGAUUUUAGCAGAUCACGUAACCAGCGUCUACCAGGCCGGGUCUUUGCUCCCCAAGAGAAAAGUCCCUGGGUACGAGGUUGUGGUAUACCCAGGCAUAAUUGAUGAACGGUGUACUUACAGCGGUGUACUUACGGGCGUAAAUCUAAAUGCUGCAAAUUUACUUUAAAGAAUGAAGGACAAAACUCAGCAAUAUUACACUACGCUUAAAUUGGAAUAGUGAAGUAGUUUUUUGGACGUAAUGAAAGAUUUAUAUUUCAAAAAAAAAUUCAAGUGCACUGUUCGAUUUUAACCACUAUAAUUUUUUCAUUCCUGCUUUAGCGCCCAGAAUUAGAUUGUCAAAUCGAAACACAGGUUUCAUCGAAAUAAGAGAUGAUUCAACUUGGAGGAGAGUUAUUGAAGAAAAUUGGGAUAAGAACCGUACAAGCACUUGGGAUUUGAAGAGACUGCUGACAAUAAAAUUGUUACCAAACAAUUAGGCAGUGGACAAAAUAUUGCAACUGGAGACUUCGUAUGUUAUAACACUAUACAGCCGAGUGGAACAUCCUGCUGUAUCCAUCUUCAACCCUCUACAUCCCCUCCGAGUACUACGAUUCCAUAUGUGCAAUGUAAGUGUAUAGGCCUUGGUGUAGCAGACUCAAAAUUUCGGUGAGCAACGCCGUAUACAAAGAAUUGAAUAUUUAAAUUAUAAUGUCGUAUGUUUCCCUGAAUUGAGCACAAUGUACCUGGUCACGCGGGAAUAUUGCGUCACGCCAGGAGAAAUCACGCGAUUUGGCGUAGCAAAAACAAUGCACUGUAGACCUUUCCCCUUUUAAGUAAAAUUUUGAUCUAGACUAGCCUGGACAAAAAUUUCAUCACAGCUUGAAAGAGCAUCACAAAAUUAGUAAUAUUCCGAAGUUUCGUUGCGAAAUGUUGUAAAAUGCAGAUAAUAUAGCCUUGCGAAGUUUGCCGUUUUUCAGUCAUUUGGUAUUACAAACGGGAAAUUGAUAAUCAGUUUGAUCAUCUGAUUAUCAAUUUCCCAUUUGUAAUGCAAAAUGACUGAAAAACGGCAAACUUCGCAAGGCUAUAUUAUCUGCAUUUUACAACAUUUCGCAACGAAACUUUGGAAUAUUACUAAUUUUAUGAUGCUCUUUCAAGUUGUGAUGAAAUUUGUGUCCAGGCUAGUCUAGAUCAAAAUUUCACUUAAAAGGGGAAAGGUCUAUUGACAGCAAAGAAAACCACUGUUUUAACUCGCUGGAAAAUUAUUGGAGUCUGUAGAAGGAUUUUGUAGACGGAAAUUUCGAGCGUAAAUUUUAUACAAUUACUAGAUCUGACCAGAAACAGUUGCGAAAAAUGCAAAUUAGUAAUAUUCCGAAGUUUCGUUAAUGCGAAAUGUUGUAAAAUGCAGAUAAUAUAGCCUUGCGAAAUUUGCCGUUUUUCAGUCAUUUGGUAUUACAAACGGGAAAUUGAUAAUCAGUUUGAUCAUCUGAUUAUCAAUUUCCCAUUUGUAAUGCAAAAUGACUGAAAAACGGCAAACUUCGCAAGGCUAUAUUAUCUGCAUUUUACAACAUUUCGCAACGAAACUUUGGAAUAUUACUAAUUUUAUGAUGCUCUUUCAAGUUGUGAUGAAAUUUGUGUCCAGGCUAGUCUAGAUCAAAAUUUCACUUAAAAGGGGAAAGGUCUAUUGACAGCAAAGAAAACCACUGUUUUAACUCGCUGGAAAAUUAUUGGAGUCUGUAGAAGGAUUUUGUAGAUGGAAAUUUCGAGCGUAAAUUUUAUACAAUUAUUAGAUCUAACCAGAAGCAGUCGCGAAAAAUGCAGACCCUGCUCAGUGUUGUCAACCGGACUCUGUAGCUCAGUUGGCUACAGACUGCACCGGGUUCGCAUAUUGGUGCAGGUUUGAUUCCCUACAGAGGGCCUAUCGUUGCAUUUAUUACAACCGCUUUUUGUAAGUGUGCCAACAUGAGCUCCACCUUUGAAUUUACUAUAUGAGUAAAUUCUUAAACACGUCCGAAUUUAUCAUUAUGAUAAAUUCGCGGUACAUUUUGAAUUUAUCAACAGAGUUAAUCAUAAAACCACAAGCAUUAGAUAUUUUCAAAAAAAUAUUUUUUAAAAACGUUUUAAAAAAGUUUUAAAAGAGUUUUAAAAAGCAAAAAAAGUUUAAAAAGUUAGACUAUCAAAAAAGUUUAAAAAGUUAGGGUUAUAGGGUUAGGGGUUAGUGGUUAGGGGUUAGUGGUCGGGGGUUUGGAUUAGGGUUAGUGUUAGCUAGCUAGGUGCCGUGAAUUUAUCAUAAUGUCUAAUGAUAAAUUCGGACGUGUUUAAGAAUAGGGAUGAGCCGAUUAAUCGGUAAUCAGCCGAUUAUUUUAAGAAAAAUAACUCUAUAAUCUAGUAAUCUAUUUAAUUCUAUAUUUAAUCCCAUAUCCAUUAAUUCAUUUGACUCGUACAGUGACCGAUAACUGUCCAAUAUGAGUAAAUAUUUUCCGGAGCACACUAAAACUAGUACGUCAAUUUGUGGCGUAUACACAUGUAUUAAAAGUUGUCAAAAAAACCGUUAUCCGGCGCUUGCACCCCGGUACACAGAAAUAUCGGCCAUAGCCGAUUAAUCGGCCGAUUACUCUUUUAUAUCGGCUCCGAUAUAUCGGAUCGGCGAAUCGGCUUUUUUUUGGUAUCGGCUCAUCCCUAUUUAAGAAUUUACUCAUGUAGUAAAUUCAAAGGUGGAGCUCAUGCUGAAGUGUACAUAAAAAAUGUGCACUCGAGAUUUCCAUCAAAAACUCUUCAACAAUUCGUUCUAUCGAGUAAGAUCAUGGCCAAAAUGUGAUAUUUACCCAGAAAAUGAUUGCCUUUCUGAAUUUGUAGUUUUAACUUAAGAGCAUGCUGAAAAACAUUAAUGCUUUAUUAGCAUGCUUAAAAGCAUGCUAAUAUAGGCGAUCAACUGGACCUUCAGCGAAGUAAACCUUAUGUGUUGUGACGUCACUUUCCAGGGCUGAAUAUAAAGGAGGUCUCAUUACAUUGCAUAGACUCAGCAGCCCGAGUAGAUGCCAAUGCAGGCGUUAAUUUACUUUAUCUAAUUUUACUGUAGGCAAAAUAUGUGACAAACCGCUACUCCAUGACGACAAGACUUUUCCAGAUUCCAGAUUUUCUGGCAGUGGUGAUUCAAAUGAUAAUUAUGAACGUGCGAGGAUUACUAAAGGUGGCUGGUGUCCUCGGGGUUCUGGUACUAGAUAUCUUAUGCUUGAUCUUCAGAAACAAUAUCACAUAACACAAGUUGUAGUUAUGGCUGAUAGCUCACAAGCAAGGUGGAGCAGCUCAUAUUCGUUAAAAUACAGUCAUGAUAAAACAUUGGUGGAUGGUAGCAGUGCAAUACCGGUAAUGUAAAACAUAGUGAGCAUUCUUUCCUAGAAAGAAUGUAGGUAAGAACCUUAACCUUUUUAACUCCAGACGAAGGGCCUUCGCUUAGUCUCCCUCGCAGCCGCUCUUUGUGUCGAGGUUUCUCUCCACGAGCGGCUGCUCACUCGAGUACAACACAGUGAGUACAACAUUCCAUUCCCUUUGUCUUACGUUAGCCAAUCAGAUUUAGCGACAUGAAUAUCUAAAUAAAUUUAGUGACAUAAAUAUCAAUCUCGUACCCAGAGUAAUGCCUGUGCGCGGGCUAGGAAGGCAUAUUGGCUCUGGGGAAAUUGACAACCGGAACCCCUAAAUUUAGGGGUUCCGGUUCUUUGUCGGCAUGCACGAUUGAUAAACGUUAAACCAAUCGCAGCACAGGAAAAAUUCAAUUUCCCCAGAGCCAAUGCCAUCCUAGCCCGCGCACAGGCAUUGCUCUGGGUACGAGAUUGCAUAAAUAUCUUAAAAGGAAUGUUGUGCUCGAGGAAGCAGCCGCUCGUGGGGAGAAACCUCGACACAAAGAGCGGCUGCGAGGGAGACUAGCCUUCGCUCGAAACGUCGAAAUUCUCCUUAUAUUUUUUCAGUUCCAUCCCUACCCACGAAAUCGUGUUAUAUUUAACUGUACAUGUUAAUUCAGCCAUAUUGUUAUUUUAGUCAUUCCACUAUAUAUACUUGCCUGUACUAUGUUUCAGAUAAAAGGAAACAAGUAUCGCUUCAAAGCAUCGACAACAAGCCUUACUAUCUAUAAUGUGAGGUAUAUGAAAAUUGAAUCCACUGAAUACCAAAACUUUUGUCUUCGAAUAGAACUGUGUGGAGAGGGUAAGGCAUGAGAAGUGCUAUUAGUUGUAAAAAUUAGGAUUUUUCUCAUUCGCUUCAUUAAUAUAAGUUACGAUUAGUGUUAGAUAAUGAUUAGUGUUACUGAGACAGUUGGAAAUUUAUAAUUGCUGCAUAGUUUGUAAAGAUAUGAUGGUCUGGAAUCCUGGCAAACUUCAAAGCCACGAAAUAGAAGGCCUUUAUUUGAUGUUGAACUGUACCUCUCCAUGCACAAAUCCUUUUUCCCAACUUCAUUAAAUAUUAUUCAUCCUGGUUGCACGUUUUACCUCAGCUAUCCCUAUUGGUCAACAUGGGCAGCCCCCCAGUUUGUUGGGCAGUCGGGCAAUAUUCGCUGAACAGUCGGACAAUUUUGGUUUAUUAAAAAAAUAAAUGGGACAAAUUCUGUCAAAAUUUGUGAUCAAUUUUGUGAUGUUUCCAAAAUUUUUGUUAGGUUCCGAAAAAUUUAGGUAUGUCCGGAAAAAAUUUUUGACCCUUAAAACGGUACACUGACCGAAAUUUUUUUGGCGACGGGGGGGGGGUGUCGCAUUAUAAAUUCCCGAAAAAAUUUUUUGGUACUUGUCGGGGGAAAACCGGAAAAGUCGGGCAAAUUUCUUUCCGCCCCCCCCCCCAAUUUUUCUUUCCGGUACGCCCAUGUUGGUCGAUUACUUCAUUAUACGAAACUACAAUGAGCUCAAUCACCGUGACCGUGCUCAAAUUAACAUAAACUCAGACAAAAACAUCAAACAAUGACAUGACGUCAUGACGUUAUGAUCAAAGUGUACCUGUGUACUUGAUCAUGUUUCAAGUAUCACCAUAUGACUAUGCAAUGCAAAUCUCCAUGAACUUUAAAGACACACUGAGUUCAGCCUUUUUAAUGAUGCUUUUUAAGGCUCAUUUCAGCCUUUUUAAUACAUCCUUUCGAUAAUUACGUCACAACUACACUGUUUUCAGCUUAGGAUCACCUUAAAUGAUAAGGAUUUCAAGUUCUAUGCACAGAGAAGCAGAACAUCCUCCUUCAACACUUGCGCGAAAAAUAAUUCUUUAUUUUGACCAAUAAAUGUGGAAAUAAGCUUUAACACGAAAUUGUGCAGUGGAUCAGGGAAAUCAUGGGGAGUUUCACGACGUGAGGGGAAUUUAGGCGAUUCAGUGCGACUCAUGCAGGUGACGUAACGAAAGCGGUCGGUUUAUUGGUCCGGUAGAGUGGACUUUAAUACUAAAACCAUGGCUAAAUCAAUUGUUUGCUAAUCUUUGCAUUGUUUUUAUUUUAGUCCAAACGCUAGCUCCUGUAAAGAAUCUCAAUGUUUCACCAUCGGAUUACUCUGCACGUGUGACCUGGGAAAUACCUACAGCACCUCAGGACUCCAGCUAUAUAACACAUUAUUUAAUUUUUCUCAACAACAAAUUUGUGAAGGAGAUAUCUCGAGCAAUGUAUGGAACAGAAUUCAAUAUUCUUCCACUUAAACCGAACACUGAGAAUACUUUUGGAAUACAGACCAAAGCGGAUGGUUCUGUCCAGAGAGGCACUUACGUCACUAAAACCUUUACAACUAAACAAGCAGGUAAAGAAAGAAGAUACUAUGAAACCUCUAUUUGACCCAGCCCUCUCAAAUAAGCCCUUAGGUAGAUAUGAUAGGUAGAUAGGUUUAUUGACUAAAAUUACAUCGUGGGCAGACAAUUUAAAGGUUGAAUUACGUAUUAAUUAUAACAAGUAAGUUACUACAAUAUUAUACAAUAUACAAUAUUAGGAUUAAAAUUGUCAUUAAUUUUAUAUUCUAAAAUAAUUACACAUUAUUGCAUGAAUUUACAAAUUUAAAAAAUAUUACAAUUAAAGUAUCUUACAUUUAGAAAAGUCAUUAGUCAGUGGCCUAACGCUCAUUGAGUAGGGUUAGUUCAAAAACUAAGGGCCCCCGACAGUUAGGGAUCCCCAUCAGCCAUGCACAGCCUAUCGCCCAGAAAAUUAGAAAACGUAAAAAUGCAAGUUAAUUUAAUAAGAAUCAAUGGGAAAAUGUAAAAUUAGUAAUGCUAAAAUUUUACAGUAAUAAAGCUUCCAUCGACAACGGUAUCUGAUUUUUUUAUUCCAUCUCAAAUAAAACAAAAGUUAUUCUUAUUUGUUUUCGUUAUUGUUAUCGUUAUCGUUAUUGUUAUAGACACGGAAAUUUCCAGAACAUUCUAUGAAUAUUCAUUAUUCAAUAUAAAAUGAUAAUAUCUCAGUCAAACGAUGACAACAGUCAACAAAGACCUCUACAUCAAAUAUGCCUAAGGGCCCCCUCUUCCCCCAUUACGCCACUGGUCAUUAGAUCUAAUAAGUCUAUCAUUAAAUUAAGUUAAAUCUACAAAUUUACACACAGUUGAAAGGUUAAAAAGUUCAAUACAGGAAAGCUAACGAUAUAGCCUACACAUGCUCUGAAGAAGUGUUUUGUGAUAUCUAUCUGUAAAUGCCUAAAAUUGUAAGUUUCUUCAUACCUGGAAGGUAACAAAUGGAGAGGUUUAUGUGAUGGAUCGUUGAUGAUGUUAUAUAUUGAAAAGCCUCUUGUUAAUAUCUGUAAAAAUGGUAGACAUGUAGAUGUAUUUUCAUUUCGUAUUAAGUUUGACUCAUUCAUUUAAGAUAUUGAGGAAAGAUGAAAAACCACGCGUAUAAAGUAUGAAUAAAACUUUUGAUGGAACUUUGGAACGUUUACAUUGCACCAAAAAGUAUAACUGCUUAGCUGCUUCGUGACCACGUCAUUGAUUUGUGCCUUUAACAGGAAAUAUAAAAUACAUGCCAUUUUCUCCAGCUAAUUCUAUUCUUUCCAACGGUUUGUAUCGAUAACGCCCCUCUUUAGAGAAAAUUUUGCCUCCUCCCCUACACUCCACAUCCUAUGAAUGACUAGAUUCACUAAAUGGCCAUGAUUUCACGUUAUAUUUAUACUUCAUGUCAUACUUAUAUUUUUAGAACCUUUCACUCUUGUUCCAAUAUCUUAUACAAGUCUAAAGGUAACCGUACCCACAUCACCGACGUAUAUAAAGUAAGUUUACUUGAUAAUUAUAAUCAGCGAGUCUGACGUUUAUGGAUUGGUGACCUUUUUCAUAUAUGUAGCCUAUAAAAAACUGGAUGUUUGAAACAUUGUUAGGCUUUAAGGAGCAAUUUCUAGUUAAAAAAUAAAUUAGGAUUAAUAAGACGCAACAUAUAUAACCUAAAGGGAAACGAUAAACAGAAAAAGGGAUGAAAAGAUGUACAAUUAUAGUAUUGUUCUGUUUUAUCAACUUGUAAAUAAUUUUAUCUAUUUAAGAAGAAAUAAAGAAAGUGGGGUGGGAAGUGGUAUCCACACGGCCACACUUCGCCCACUGUGAAGCACACACCGGAAAAAGAGAGCAAGGUCCAUAACGGCCUUUACCCUAGUCCUGAUCUUCGCAUCUCUCGGUCACUUCACCAAGGGGAAGGCUAGGACACGAUAUGUCCAUAACGAUGAGGGCCCUUUCUCUCACCCUGAUGUUGUUUCUCCAGCUUUUCUGGGGCCUUUACUGUGCCUCCAAGAAACCGCACUUCUCGUCAUCAAUUUGACCAAAGGUGGGAUACCAGACUCAAAGUCUGUAUGGUAUCGCCAAUCGCUUCUACCAAUCUACCAUUACAUUUAACGCAUUCGCUUCUUCAAUUAUUCAACUACUCUACAGACUGGAGCAACAUUGUUAAGACGUUCGAUAAACCUCGAGGUAAUGAUUUUCAUUUACAAUGCAGGACCCAGUUUUCAAUAAAUUUAAUAACAGUUUCCGCUAUCACAAGUGCCGAUUGUAUAUCAACCAUUCGUUUAUGCACUGGAUAUGCUAAAAAUAGAAAACAACAAAGUUGAAGUCAACAGUUGAAACUACAAUAUCUGAGUACAUAAUGGUACACUCAUACAGUCUACAUGACAUUGAAUUACCUAACAAAGCUGUACAGUGCAUUAAGGUGCAGAAGAGAGCAGAAUAACAGUACCAACAGUUCAUUACGUAAUAUAUGAAUUAUGAAUGAGUUUGAGAAAGAAUUGUAUAUAGUACACAGCCACAGUCAAGGUGUAUGGUGUAUCAUGCAAUACAAAACAAUGGAGUAAAGUAUAUUAUGUUGUAGUAUGGUACAGUACAAAACAACAAACUGAACACAGUGCAGAACACUCAUAGUAUAUACACAUGUAUAAGAGGUUGCAUAUAUUGCAUGAGCUGUUUCAAAACUAUGCUUCACAGGCUAGCAUGAUACAAUGAAUUCUAAUUUUACGUCUUUUAUUCAAUUAUUGCUUAAUUGGAACUAUUACUCUUCUAAAUUAGAUUCUACUUUCGCUAUGUCCUCUUUAUAGUUUUGUCCCUUCCGUAUUGUUGUGUUAUUUUUGUCAGGUUGGUCUUCACAUGGAACUCGUGUUUUGUUGGCCACAUUCUCAACCAUACUUUAAGCAUUUUGUAUUCUUAUAUGGUUGCAGUAAAGAAAGAAAUAAAUAACCAUUAAAAUUCUGUAUAAAAGUUGUACAUUUUAAAACUGACUUGCAUCAAAUUUUGAAUUUUAAACUAUGUUAGGGAUAAUAUAUGCCAUGUUUGUUUUUUCUGUAGCUCCAGACAUUUUAAAUAUCAUAUCUACCGGGCUUAAAAUGUACACCAUCUCUUGGUCUAUACCAUCUUUACCUGACCAGCAAACCAUCCGCAGGUACUAUGCAAACUACAGUGCAUCAAAUGAGUCCACUGAAAUGCUGAGUAUACCAAAAGAAAUGACAUAUGUCGCUGUCGCUGUUGACUUCGAUAAACGGUAUACGUUUGAAAUACAAAUUGAGACAGAGGCUGGAAGAAGUAAUACAACGUCAGAAACAUGGCCAUCUCAUUCAGGUAUGCCAUGUCAAUGUUACAUUCUUAUGACUUACAUUCACCUCAGGCAAGCCAUAUAUAAAUUAUAUAUCAUUCUCAUUCAUUUAGCGCCAUUGGAACCCGUGAAUAAAACAGCUGACGGUUACACAGUAGUACUGAGAAAACCAAGAAAAGAGCAAAAUAUUAAGUAGGUUUAUAUGUAUGGUGCUUUGCACUCUGAAAUAGUUUCCCCUAUCUAUAUAAUUGUAUGAUCGUGGAGUUGUGGCCGCCUUAAUCUUUUGUUUUAAUAAUGGUAUUGUUCUAGUAACGGAAUAAAGUUAUUACAUAUUGCCUUUCAUCUUAUCCUUCAUAAAUGGAUAUAAAGGUGGAUCAGUCUCAUGAGCCAUACUAAACUAACUUAAACAUGGUUAAACUAACAGGAUAUUUCUAUCAAUUCUAAACAGCUGUCUCUAUAUAAAGGUCAAGUAACUGCCAGUCCUCAUUGAUGGAGUGUUACUGCAGAGGCGACCAGAGUAUCUGGAUAAAUGGUGCUUUUUUCGAUAGAACUUGAUAGCAGGAUCUAACUCGUAACUAUGUACCUGAAAACAUAGAGUCAGUAGGUUAUUAACGUUGAGACAAAGGUGGUUUGAUCAAUUCGCCGAAAGAUAUAUUCUUUACAGUUACUGUGCCACCAACGGUGUACUCUGCUACUGCUAUACACUCCAGUCUUAUGGAUUAAAACUCUUCUUUUCUUAGGACUGUUGCUUUAGUAUUACUAAAAUCAAAGUCAGCUAACCCACCUGCACCAGAGGAUGUCACGCUAGAAGAUUCACCUCCCGCUGAGACGUUAGAUAAUGUCGCCUUUAUUGCCAGACAGUUUAAUAUAAUCGAGUUCCAAGGUUAUACUAUAGAAAUAUCCCUGCGAGAGUCCAAAGGUAACCGACGGAGGAAAAGAGAAGUUACCGUGCUUGAUAUAUUGUCAUCGAGUGCAACGUAUAGAACGACGCAAUUGAAUACAGACGAGUCAGGGGUAUGUAAAACGUUGCUGAAAGUGAUUUUAAGGAUUUGAAGGCAUGUCACGUUUGUUCUCGUCUUAGGCUUCGUUUUGGGUAGGUAAUACGCAACAUAUCACAAGGUAUACUAGCUCAGAAACAUCUCACUCAAAGAAGAUAAACCUUACUCCAUUGUUAUGUCAUGGAUAAGGACAACACUUUCUUUCAGCUUAAUUAAGUCUGCUCUAUACUAUAUUUACGAGGCUCAAGAAUGCCUCUCUUUACGUAGAACAAAGAUUCUCAGAACUUGUUUUAAUACUGUAUAUUUUUUGUCUUCUUUUUAAUCUAGUCAUAAUUUGAUUAGUUUUUAAUCUACUAUGUUAUUGUGUCUUUUUCAUUGAGUAAAUCUUUAAAUUAUCUAGACAUAAAACACCAGGUAUCACCUCAAUAUUUAUACUAGUGACGUUCAAUAAUUAACAUGCUUCAUUAUACAAAAUAAUUAAAUUCCCAGGAAAUAAAUUGAGUUGAGGUGAAUAGACUAUUCAUUCUUUUUUUAAAAUUGUAUUUGGGCAUACUGGAGUGAACCGUUCACAGGUAAUGAGAAGUUAUGGAUAGUAUACGUUCUUUCCGACGACAGUAUACCGUUUAUAACGUAAUUUUGUGCCGUCAACUUCUAUCCUGUUUAAAAAAGAACUAUUUUAACAAUAAGUACUACGUAAAAAAAAAACUUUACCCGUCCGCCUGUAUAUAGUUUACGAAUCGGAAUUUCACAUUCGGAACAUUUUGAAAACAUUACUACUGUAAGUAAUUUAAGAGCAGUAGAAAGUCAGAUACAGAUCAAAUGCGAAUGUUUUUUGUUUAUGCUUACUUAAAAUAACACCUACAGUAAGUAACCAAGUUUGCCAACUAUUUUGACGAUAUGCUUCGCUAUAGUCGAGGAAAUCGAAGCUAACGCUUAUGUAAAUCAGAACAAAAUCUGUAUCUGGUUUAAAGAUAUUGAUUAAAUAUUCAUUUCUUUGGAUUUCUUCAUUUGAAGAUUCUUCAUGCAUUAUUAAUAAUUUAAACAUGUUUAUAGCUGGCGGUGAUAAUAGUGGUGAUACAGACAAGCGUGAUGAUGAUGGUGGUGGUGGAAGUAUUGGUGUUGCUGUGGGUGCCUCAUUUGCUGUCGUUGUCAUCAUCGUUGCCUUGGUUCUCGCUUUUAUUUUUUUUAGAAGAAGGUAAUAGUCUGAUGUUCCAUUCCAAACGUUUGCAUGGUAAACGUAGAGUAUUUAAUUCUUUGUUUUGAAAUCACUGGAGCAACAACACUGAAGCGAACAACAUUGACACAAAAUGUUUGAUUUGGAACAGGUUUAGCAUACAAUUUUUCCAGACAUAUUUUGCCACUAUGGGUGUAAGUAAAUAUUGUAAUCCCCGAACAAAUCGCAUUCACGACCCAAAGUUUCGACAGUUUAGUGUGGUGUCUUUAUCAGGUAUUAUCUGAAGUCACAACGUGGGCCAUUCUUAUAUGCUCGAGGAAUGACGUUACCACCCAACAAUGAGAAAGGUAGCUAUACUACUGUAAUGCAUCCCCUUCAAAGCUUGAUUAUAUUUAUGUGUAGCGCUGUCAAACAACGCCUUCGACCAGGGUGCAAACUUGAGAUCAUCCCUGAUGAAAACAAAGGACUGGAAUAACGAAAUGUUGGGUCGAGAAUGUAAUUUGUUGGCGGAUAAUAUUCAUUCCCUUUAACUAUAGAAAAUGAAGGAAAAUAAAAAAUACUAAGAAGAUUCGUUACAUGAAAUAUACCUAUUUAAAAUCAAAAUCAAUUUCGAUAGAACAAAUCGUUAUCUCCUGAAGUAACUGGAUCAUCAGUAAGCGAUUAGCCAUGCUAGCCAUUAAAUUUAUUUUACAUAUAGUCCUGUUGCAGUAACACUGGCCAAAGGGGAUGGAUUGCAGGAACUCUAGGGAAACAGUUUAGAACUAGUAGAGCUAUCCAGUAUAAAAGAAGUUUGUUUAGUGGACUCAUAUUUUUAAGGAGAACGCACAAACGGUAUGAAGACAAAGAAAUCGUUUCCAAGGGGAAGUAUGAUGAUGAGAUGAAAGAAAUUGAUCACUGCUAUGAAGAACCAAAUACGGCCAGGUCGGACGAUCCCAUUCUCAAUGAAACUAAUGAAACUAAUGAAGGCAUUUAUUCAAAUGAAGCUGGUAUGAUAUCCAAAUGAAUAAUAUCUGACCCCAAUAACUUACUAAGCGACAACGUAAUAACUAUUAAAUCAACCACUUAUGCAGUCACUUAAUAGUUCAAAACUAUGAAUCUGCAAUUUGUAACUGGCUUCUAAAUGAAAUUAUUGACAUCGGGCAAUUUCAAAUGUAAAUGUCAUUUAGAUGUUACUAAAUUAAUUUUUUAAAAUUAUAAUUUAAGACGACGACCAAGGGAAAGCGCAUCCACCUGUUCCUGUCGCUGAAUUUGCGCAUUAUGUGAACGAACUGAAAGCAAAUGAGAAGCACGAAUUCCAGAAGCAAUAUGAUGUAAGUAACAACACAAACAAAUUGAAUGAAUGCAAACGCAUUAUAAGUCAGAGACGUUGCCUAGAAGUGUGGCAUUGAGACAUGAAUCGUUACGCUACGGUUGCAAUCACUCACAAGUUCUCCUCCUUAUGCCUCUGCUAUUGAUCUCGCGAGCAAAAAGAAUCCACGUCGAAAUUUUAGAUCCCUUCUAAUGUCUACGAUGAAAUAAAUCACUAUACUGGAGUGUCGAGACAUCUGGAUACGUGAAUGUAAUCCAGGCCUGUGAAAAUAUGCAUGAUUCUUUUUGCUGCCUGGCGUCGUAAACUAAAAAGCUUCGCUUUAAUUUCUGUAUUCUUAUUUCUGUUUUUCUGUUUAGGAUUUACCUAAAAACACGAAAACGUCUUGGGAAGUGGCCAAGAAGCCGUUCAAUAAGAAGAAAAACAGAUAUGGAAAUAUCGUAACAUGUACAGUUUUUAAAGCACUUUCACAUACUUCACUUUGUUCAUUGUAAUGAUUGUCCAUUGAGUAUCGUAUAUAAUGUAUCUUAAUUAAAUAAAAGUGUUAUUAUCUAUUACAUUACAGAUGACCAUUGUCGUGUUGUUCUCUCAGGAGAUGAAAAUGAGGAUUACAUCAACGCUAGCUACAUAGACGUAAGUUCUUUCACAGUCCACUUAAUCUUACAGAUUAAUUAUUUGAAUCGGUUUUCCAUUUCGCAUGCUGUUUUCCACGAAUGGAUUUUCUUGGAGAGCACCAUCAAUAUUUUCAACACAAUUCACCCGAAUGUCUAAGGCGAUGGUUUUUCUUGUUGUCCAAAGUAAUGAUUAUAUUGUGAUGAAGAAAUAGAAGCAACAAAAAUGUUAAAAAUGCGUAGAUGUUUCUCAUUUCCUGAACGGUUAAUUAUUAAGAACAAACUAUAAGAGUAAUGGCUGGAGCUAAAGUCCCAAUUAAAGCCUAAUGUAAAAGUCAUCCCUGCAGGACUGGUGACGACUGGUUUUAAAGUUAGCUUAAGAUGUAAAUUCUAACAAAAAUCAUUCUGUAUUUAGGGAAUCAAGGAAAAUUCAUACAUUGCUAGCCAAGGUGAGAGGUUUACCAGAAGACUGCACGCAAUUGUUUAAACGAGAACUAAAGAAUCUGAUUCUAUUUUUUGCCCAUAUUUUAGGUCCUAAUAAACUAACUGUGAAUGAUAUGUGGAGAAUGGUUUGGGAACAACGGAGUUAUUCUAUUGUGAUGGUGACCUCCCUCGUUGAACUUGAAAAGGUCAGUAGGUCAUCAUCAUCACCAUCAUUGUUAUUAUCAUCAUUAUUUCACCAAUGCUUAUCACCAUCAUCAUCAUUACCAUCAUCAUCAUGACCAUCACCAUGCUUAUCAUCAUCAUUACCACUAAGCUUAUUAGUUAUUAUCAUCAUCGUCACCAUGCUUAUCAUAAUCAUUACCAUCUCUAUCAUUAACACGCUUAUUAUCAUCGCAUCAUCAUCUUCCAUGUCCAAUUAUUCUAUUGAUCUCGACCAGAACCUCCUAAAAAUUCCAUCCAGUGUUCAUGAUUUUUUGUCAUAUUCUCCUUUGGAAUAGUAUUAUCUUCUACAAUUUGGUAUUGUAGUCUUUUCAAGCAAUAACUUCUUCACGACUUCUGUUACAUCGUCCACCAAACUUUCUUUCACAAAUACUGUAAAUGCAAAUGUAAAAUUAUCUUAUUGGUAUGUUGGUUCCAGCCUAAAUGUGAGAAAUAUUGGCCUGACAAAGGAAGCGUAAAGUAUGGAGAUAUUGAAGUAACUUUGAUGAAAACUGAAGAGUUUGCUUAUCAUGUCACACACACCUUGCAACUUAAUAAGGUAAUCAACUUUUGCAGUUUACGUAUACUGAUUAUGAUUCCCUCUCUAACGGCUGUGAGAAACGUCCUUCCAUUUUACUUUACCAAGCAUUACAGGUUCUUUCCCAUAAAGAGUCCCCGACUUGUACGAGUUUCUCCUGUAGAAUUAACAACUAGACCAAUUAAAAACGCUCCUCACUUGACCUCUAGCGAGAACAGUUGACAGUAGAAUUGGGAAAAAUGAAGAUGUUUGGGAUACUGUAAAUAAAGCACUGGAUGAAUAAGGAACGCUCCUGCGAAGAACAAGUUUUACACUAUACAACGUGUGAAUAAACUAUAGUGGAUAAGACAAAUUCAAAUACACUUGGAACAUGUCUACUAUAAAUACAGUUAAUCAUUUCCGCAUUCUUAAUUGUGCAUAGGUUAUUGCUAUCUAUAUAACAGUUUAGUAUGUUUAGUUUUCUCUCUUUAAGAUAUAAGUGGCAAUUUUUUUAUUUGGCGACCAGGUAUUCGCCAAAGGUAGCCCUCGUGGGGACGGAGGACAUUUGAACGUGAUAAAGUAAUUCUAAAGCCUUAAAACAUCUCAGUAUCUCAAGUAUUUCAUUUUACUUUUUCAUAUAGUUUUCCAACAUAUUAAACCACUGUUUAUAUUUUGUAUAACACAUUGAUAUUUCUGUAGGGCGAUCUGGUAUUUAAUUUCGCUACCAGAUCUUAUCACUGGUAGCCAGUUAGGUGAUUGGAAUUCUUAAAAUUUUAACCAUUGCGAGCGAUGUUUUUUGCUGGACCUCUAGGUGGAUAAGUAUAAUUGUAGACCUGUUCCAAAAAAAUUCUUCACACAAUCUAGGACGGAGAAGAACGUGAAGUGCGACAUUACUACUUUCAAUCUUGGCCUGAUCACGGUGUCCCUAAAUAUCCCACUCAACUCCUGGCUUUCAGAAGACAUUUCAGAACACAUCAUGUGGAACAGUCUGGACCAAUCGUUGUGCACUGCAGGUUAGAUUCUUAAUCUCGUUAAAAACGUGUCACCAUUAAUUUGUAAAAUAAUACCUAUGACAUAGGUCACUGUAAAUUGGAAUGAUUGAAAUCAAUAACCGUUCGAAAAUAAAAAUUCCCCUCAAAGAAAAUUUUAUUCUUUUACGUUUCCAGUGCUGGUGUUGGCAGAACUGGCGUCUUCCUCGCUGUAGAUACGAUCCUUGAUAAACUUGAGAAAGGUGUCAUCAAUUCUAUCGAUGUUUUUGGACAAGUGUGUGCAAUGAGAGAGCGACGAAUGAAUAUGAUUCAAACUUUGGUAUGAAUAGUAAAAAUUUACUAUUGUCCUUGACCAUACAGGGCAAAUUAUGAAUCCUACAUUGUUGGGGAAACAUUGUUUCCUAACCAUGCUUCUGAAAAAUUGAAAAACUAGAAAACACUGUUCCCCUUCCAUGUUGAGGAAACCAGAAAACAGUGUUUCCUAGCUAUGUUUCCCGAAACUGGGCAAAGCAGAAAACAUUGCUUCCUAGCCAUAUUUCGCCGAAAAUGGGCGAACCAGGAAACAAAGAUGACAUUAGAAAAUAUUCCUACCUCCUGUAAAGCAGUUCUCUUUCCAGAGAAGCAAAUGAACUUUGUUUCCGCAACAAAAAAUGUUUGGAUGGGAGGUAAACGGAGAAAACAUUUGAAAAACGGGAAAAUGUUUCCUUAAUUUUUUGUUCAGGUCUUUAUUUAAAUUGUCUUUAUUAACUUUUAUAAGUUGUACAUUAUAUUUUUUAGGAGCAAUACAUAUUCGUCCACGAAGCCAUUUUAGAAACCAUCUUAUGUGGCAUGAAUGAAGUAAAUUCUAGUAAAAUCCAGAAAGAGAUUGAAAAGCUCGCCGAAGUCAUUAAGGCCAGUGGAAUGACUGGAUUUCAAGAGAAGUUCAAGGUUCGCAUUCAUAUAUCACCUUUUCUGCCUUAAGCUUGUAUAUAAUUAACAACCUAUUAACAGACAAACAUGAAGGCUUUUGUCAUUUUAGAGGUUGGGUGAGGUUUCACCGAAAUAUUCUCCUGAUGAAUGCAUUGCAGGAUUACGGAAAGGAAAUCUCAAAAAGAAUCGCAAUAAAAUUGUCUACCCAGGUAUUUUGAAGAUUCACCUAAAUCCGCUAAUUAUUUCACCAUGUAUACUGCCGCAUAUUGGAGGCCUGCUGUAGCUACUGUAAUAUAUUCAUGUUAAUAUGCACUAUAAUUAUAUAUGCUGAUUAGCAUAAUAAUUAUAGUAUAUUACAGCUACUUUUGACCAGAAUAUACAACUCUUUCAUCUUAAAUUGGAAAAUUUCUUUUGGAGCAUAACAAGUUUAUAUCGUUCGUUCUAUUUUAGCCGAGAGCAAUCGCGUUCCUCUUCAAUACGUGCAUGGCGUGGAAGAUUCAGAUUAUAUCAACGCUGUGUUUGUUCAUGUAUGUAUACAGUGUAUAUUAUUAAGUUGAAUUAAAAAAAAAUAUUUAAUUUAAUAAAUUAAUGCAAAGCCCAACCGAAUUGCAUGUUUAAGACGAAUAAUGGGUAAUUGAAUAACCAUAUUCGCUUCUACUGGCAGCUAUUUCUGCCUUAUCAAUAGGAAUCAACCUUGUAUGUCAAGUUCAUUACAUUUCUGAGCUCAUUAUUUUAUUUUCACAGUCGAUCAAUUAAAUUGUUUAAUAUUAUUCACACCAACUCCUGUAGUGAAGAAUUAGUUAAAUCUUCCUAUUUUUCAUUCCAGGGCUACCUUGGAAGAAACUACUUCAUCGCCACACAAAGUCCUCUGCGAAAUACAAUCAGCGACUUUUGGCGAAUGGUUCGUUCGCAGAAAUCAUCCACAAUUGUCUUGUUGAAUAGUAUCAAAGAUGGAACGGUAUACUGUAGAUAAAAUUCUAUAUAUCAGGUUGAUUUUUACGUUGGUUGUGGUAUGUCGAACCAUCCAUCCAAACCAAAACAUAAAUUAUCAUUAUUAAAUUAUCAAUAUCCAUUUGCAAGAAAUUAGAUAUUUUCUAUUGUUAAUAUUUAUGCCGAUGUUUUUUUGUACACUUUAGUCGUUCCCGAUAUUCUGGCCGACAACCAGAGGACAACCAAACCAAUACGACAGCUUGACAGUACAAUUGGACUCAGAAACAGAAUCUGAAGGAAUAUGGACCAGAAAGUUUAUCUUAUCGUCUUAUCCCGUACGAAUAUGAUCAGUAAUAUUAAUUAAAACAAAAUUUUGUAGUUUGGAUCAGAACUGUUUAAAACAGAAGUUGUUUAAAAUGUAUCUAUUCAAUUCGAAAUUUUGAAAUAGCAACCAAAAACGCAGCAUCGUACUACACACUGACUUUCAAAAUAAAACUUGCGUGAACCCAACCUCGUUCCCAGGCUCUUCCCUCUUGUACCUCAAGAAGAGGGAAGAGCCUGGGAACGAGGUUGGCGUGAACCCACUUGUGACGUAACAUCCAUAUCCACAAUAAUCCAAGAUGGUGGACAGCUCGCUAGUUUCAUUCAAAAUAUUUCAAGAAUCAUCUGAGAUCGUGUGAAAAGUUUUUUUUAGUUAUUUUAGUCAAAUAAGAUUAACAAAAAUUUCAUUGCCAAUGUCCUUUGUCCUAAACUAUUCUUUAUUUCUGACCGAAACAACAAGAUUGUAAAAUAUAAGUCCUCUUGAGAUAAUCCUUUCAUAAUAUUAACCAAGUUAAUUAAAGUGCAUAUGACAUGAAAUUUUUUAUGUUCUUAAAUGAAAGAACUCUUUAAGCUGUAAUGUAACUUAUUUUUCAGUUUCUUGUUUUCAUGGUUUGUUCCCGAGAUAUUUCAAUUUGUUUGGUAUGUAAAUGAGUGUGAAUAUGUCCGCUAAUUUAUGACGUCACGUUGGUUGCAAGCUCAACUUACGCUGGUUAUAAAUCUAUUAACUCUAAAAACUGUAGAUAUCAGUUCACGUUUUUCUCCAGCCAUUUUAUCACAUUUACCCGUGAGUGAAGUUAGAAAUUAUUGUCUUGGAUGAUAGCCGUGAUAUUCAACCAUUUUGAAGAGCUUGCAACCAACAAGACGUCAUAAAUUAGCGGACAUAUUCACAUCAUUUACAUACCAAACAAAUUGAAAUAUCUCGGGAACAAACCAUAAAAACACGAAACUGAAAAAUAAGUUGUACUACAGCUUAAAGAGUUCUUUCAUUUAAGAAAAUAAAAGAAUUCAUGUCACAUGCACUUUAGUAAAGGUAAUAUACGUCCUCUAAAACCAACCACAACCUCCACAAUAAAACUGAGCCUAACAGUAAUUAGCUAACUAAUUUAAAUUUAGGACUUGUCUGAUGGUCAAGUUGUUAAUAUUUUCCAUUACACGAAAUGGCCGGACCAUCGUGUACCACCCAAUGCAGAUUGUGUCAUCCGCCUGACAUCAUUGGCCGAGAAUUCAAGGAAAAAUUAUGGUCAAGGACCAAUCGUUGUCGUAUGCAGGUAACAUUAAUAUCGUCCGUCGCCUCAUUCUUUCUUUUGUUCUUCAUCCAUUUUUGUGCUUGCUCGUCAGCAAAAUAAACAGAUAGGCAGUGUUGAACUUGAGAACACUUGGACUAACUUGAGAACACUUCGAACCUAAUUAGUGUACCAUUUUGUAGAACAAAAUUACGACAAUUUUCUGUAGUAUUUUUUAACUCCUUGGACCAUGUCUGUCUAUUCUUUCCAAUCGAAUCUUAAAAAGCAUUUAAUUUUUGAUAAUCUGUCCGAUGAUUGUAACUAAUAAAUAGUAUCUAAUUUACAUCUAGGUGUGUGGAUCUAAGUAUCUUCGUUUUGAUAUUAUGUGUGUGUCCUUCCUUGUAUUAUAUUAGUUUCCUUAUUAUAUGUCUGCUCACUAUUCUACCUCAUAUAUAUUUAGAUAACUUAUUCUUUAAUAUUUGACAUGAGGUAGUCUAUCAAUUAAUAAGCCUUGGCUUCUAGUUGGACUACCUCGUCACAAUUUUUCAUUUCUUGUCUCUUCUAUUUUUUUAUUUUUGUAAAUUGUUGUAUCAACCAAUUGUGGCAAAUUAAUAAAUUCAAAUUCAAACAAAUAAUAGACAGGGUGUCAUCUUUUCGAUUUGUAUUUCAGUGAUGGAGCUGGACGUACAGGAACAUACAUUGCCAUUUCAAACCUUCUUGAACGAAUGAAAAUUGAACAAGCAAUGGAUGUCUUCCAAGCCAUAAAAAUCAUCAGAGGAACACGACCACAAUUUGUUGAAAAUGCUGUAAGUACAUUUUAUAAUAACAUGGUUUUCAUCGAAAGCGAACAGUCCGAGAUAGAAACAGCGUUGAAAGGUUUAUCCAAAGUAUUUGAUGUUUUAAUACGACUAACCAAUCAUAUUUAAUAUACUAUACAAUUUUCGGAAUUGAUUGACAUGACAUCACUUUUUCCUAAUUCUUUUAUCAAAUUUCUUAGUUAAUGCAGCAAUAUGCCCAUUAGCAUUUUUACGACGACAUUGGAUUUUGGUACAUAUAUGCAUGAGGGUGGCAGGGUGCUCAUGUGCAUACUGGAUUUUGGUAUAUAUGUGAGCGUGCUCAUGAAAUACCAAAAUAAGGUAUGCUCAUAAGCACGCGGUCAUAUAUGUACCAAAUAACCAAAAUCCACCAUGCUUAUGAGCACCCUCAUAUAUAGAUAUACCAAAAUCCAGUAUCCUCAUGAGAAAUAAAUAAAAGGGAAAUCAUAACAGAAUUUGUUUUGCUUCUUUAGGAACAAUAUCGGUUCUGUUACGCGGCUAUGAUGGCGUACUUGGACGGUUUCAGUGACUAUGCCAACUUCGAAUAA
Molecule: messenger RNA, 21811 nt
Organism: Paramuricea clavata
Lineage: Eukaryota; Metazoa; Cnidaria; Anthozoa; Malacalcyonacea; Plexauridae
Source: the annotation of a GenBank genome assembly